CAUACAAGUGUAUGUUCCCACCUUCUCUUCCGCCCCAAGAAUCACUUCCUCUUUCUCUCUCUUUCUUAUCAGCUAUCACCAACCAAGCAAACCCUCUUGCUUAGUUUCCUCCUUUUUUUCAUUUUUUUGUUUUUAAUUUUUUCAGAGAAAACUUUUCCCCCCCCUUAGAAGAUGGUUUAACGGGACACCCAUCUGUUAAAUUUUGAUUCUUUGUCAGGUUUCGGUACCUGGGCUGGUAAAAAGAAUGGAUUUUGAGAGAAAGGUUGUUUUGGGUUUUGUUUGAGAAUGAAUUUUUGCUAUGAUAUGGAAGGUGGGGUUUUGGAUUUAUGUUCAUUGCCUCCGAACAUUGUCAUCGAAUGCCGAUUCAUGCUGCGAUCGGCAUUCGACUUGUUCAGCAUUGAUUCCCAAGCUUUCUCCGAGGGUGGUUGUUCAUUCAUACCAAUUGGAGUUGACCAGCAACACCUUUGACCCCUCGUUUUUUGAAUAACAACGAAAAAUCAAACCCUUAAAAAAAUAAAAUAAAAAUAAUAAAAUCCUUGGUUCUGGUUUGUCAGCCCCAGAAUGGAUUCUGGUGCUGUAUUGGCAUUGCCUGUGGACAAUGGAUUCAUAACAAGGGAACCUUAUGAUUUCGAAGAGGACUUUGUAGAGAAAGAUCCUACUGGCCGGUAUCUUCGGUACAAUGAGAUCUUGGGCAAGGGUGCUUUCAAGACUGUUUAUAGGGGCUUUGAUGAAACUGAUGGAAUAGAAGUUGCGUGGAACCAAGUCCGGAUUGAUGAACUCUUGCAGUCAGUUGAUGAUCUUGCAAAAUUGUAUUCUGAAGUUCAUCUAUUGAAGUCUCUGAAACACGAAAAUAUCAUAAAGUUCUUUAAUUCCUGGAUUGAUGAUAAGAAGAAAACUAUUAACAUUAUUACUGAGCUAUUCACAUCUGGAAAUUUAAGGCAAUACCGUAAGAAGCAUAGAUAUGUUGACAUGAAAGCCAUUAAAGGUUGGGCUAGACAGAUUCUUCAAGGCUUAGUUUAUCUUCACAGUCAUAAGCCUCCUAUUAUUCACAGAGACUUGAAAUGCGACAACAUCUUUGUAAAUGGAAACCAUGGAAAAGUUAAAAUAGGAGACCUUGGUUUGGCAAUUGUCAUGCAGCAACCAACUGCUCGAAGUGUUAUUGGGACGCCUGAGUUUAUGGCUCCAGAACUAUAUGAAGAGGAAUACAAUGAACUCGUUGAUGUCUAUUCUUUUGGGAUGUGCAUGUUGGAGAUGGUUACUUUUGAGUACCCGUACAGUGAAUGUACAAAUCCAGCCCAAAUCUAUAAGAAAGUUACCUCUGGCAUUGAACCUGCAUCCCUUAAAAGGGUGAGUGAUCCCCAAAUUAAAGAGUUUAUCAAGAAAUGUCUCGUUCCAGCAUCUGAGAGAUUGUCUGCAGAGGAGCUUCUUAAAGACCCAUUUCUGCAAGUUGAGAGUCCUAAGGAUCCAAUCCUUGAUCCCUCACAGUUACCUAGUAAAUCUCUAAAAGCUAUAGAUCUGUCAAAGUCUGGUCAUAUAUCUAUGGACCUAGAUGCUGACUACAAACAGAUCUCUAUCAGUACUUGUGCUGAAAGAAGCCAGGGAAGUCAACAUUGUCCAUUUCUUGAAGUUCAGAGGACAUAUAAGAACAAUGAGUUUAGGUUGAAGGGGAUAAAAAAUGAUGAUAACUCAAUAUCAUUGAUCCUGCGUAUUGCUGAUUUAUGCGGUCGUGUAAGGAAUAUACAUUUUCUCUUUUACCUUGAGACGGAUACUGCUGUCUCUGUUGCCGCAGAGAUGGUUGAAAAUUUGGAGUUGACAGAUCAUGAUGUAGCCUUCAUAGCUGAGCUUAUUGAUUACUUGAUAAUGAAACUUCUACCUGGGUGGAAGCCCUCAUCUGAUUAUUCCUCAAGUGGAGGAUUAAGUCUGUGUGGUGGCUCUCCAACACUUGGAGAUGGCCAAACCAUAAUGCCAAGUCCAUGGGGUUCUGUCCUAACUAGUGUUCCCUCUGAAUUGGCUUAUGAUCAAGAUAACCUCUCUGGGUUUAAUAUUUCUCAAAGAGAAGGUUUUGCAAGAGCUGAGGUGAGCUGCAUGUUUAACGUUGCUGAUAAUGCUACCUUUGAGGGUGAGUAUAAUUCUUCUCCUAGUUUGGCUAGCUUGGAAGAUCAAUAUUCACAAGAAUCUGCAGCUUCUGAGAUAGUUACUGAAGAUGCUUGCAUGAAAAAUGACAACAGCCUCGAUUCCGAUGCGGAUGUGAGCUAUAAAGGAUUAAGUUGGUCCACCUCGGAACUGGAGCUUGGGGAUACAUAUUUUGAAGACUUCAAAUUGCAGAUCACACACUGCAAUGGUGAAGGCAUUGUGAUAAAUGAAUUCUCAAAAAACUCACACUCUAAUAUCAUGAGCUUGAUAAGCAGCUGUUCUUCUGUGUCUUUAGCAGACAAAGACAUUGACCUUGAACUAAAGAUUGAACUUGAUGCAAUUGAGUCACAGUAUCAACAUUGGUUUCAAGAACUUUCUAAAAUGAAGUUGGAGGCAUUGGAAACUACCAGAAAGAGAUGGACAGCCAAGAAGAAACUUGCUUUUCAUUGAUUUUGAGUUUGUUUGUUUGUUUGUUAACUACUUUUUGCCCUUAUCCAAGUUGUUUCCUUCAUGUAAAGUUUGUUGAUAUUAAACUUGAUUUGUGUUUGUGUAGUGGAUGCGGCUCUUUUUAGUGGAAGCCACUAUCCGUACAAUGAAUAUAUAUUUAAUGCUUCGA
Molecule: messenger RNA, 2749 nt
Organism: Gastrolobium bilobum
Lineage: Eukaryota; Viridiplantae; Streptophyta; Magnoliopsida; Fabales; Fabaceae
Product: probable serine/threonine-protein kinase WNK10
Exons: 7
Coding region: 562-2583 (673 amino acids)
Biological process (GO): protein phosphorylation; intracellular signal transduction
Cellular component (GO): cytoplasm
Molecular function (GO): ATP binding; protein serine/threonine kinase activity
Source: RefSeq, a predicted model, not a curated record